CUCUUUUCCGGGGCGGUGCGAAAGAACGCGGGGCCGGCAAGGAGCGGAUCCCGCCGGCGGACGCCUCCCUUGCCCUCGUAGGGGUCAGAUGUGAAGCAGAACUUCUGUAGAGGCUGUUACCAUCUCUGUGUUGAGAAUCAUCAAUCCAAAGAAACGUUGCUGUGUURGUCAGGACUUUAUUGCCAGCACAGAACUUUAAGAAAAUCCAAGAGUCAUUGAGGAUGGAAAAAAAUCUCCAAGUUCAUGGAGUCCAGGUGGGAUGGGACCUCACUGAGCAGCCCCUUUGAGUGAAGAAAUCCCUGCUGAUGUCCAGCCUGAACCUCUCCUGGUGCAAUGCAAGCCAUGUCCGUGUUGCAGAGAAAUGUUGGUCUUCAAGAGCGCUGGAGUUUCUUUGGAGCAGGAACCUGACAUUUCAUACCCAAAUAGCCUAAAAACAGCCUCAGGGUUAUGCAGUCAUUUUAAAAAUGAACCCAUCAAAUGCUUAACACCUGGUACUGGGAGGUCACAGUUGGGUCACCCCUGUCUCUUCUCCAGGCUGAACAAUCCCAAUUUUUCCAGCCUUUCCACAGAGCAGAGCAGAGUUGCUCCAUCCCUCUGAUCAUCUCUGGAUUUCCUCCAASAGGUUCAACUCCUUCCUGUCUGGGAUCCUGGGGCUGCAUGCAGCACUCCAGGUGUUAACRGCAAGUGAGCUCUCUAAGCUACCUCAGAAAGUUUAAAAUUUGUUGUCUAAACAGAGAAAAAAACCAAAAGGAAUGUUGCUAAAAUUACAUCUUAUUUUAUAACCYGGUGGGGAUGGCUGGGGGAGCUGGGACAGUCAAUGGCAUCUCCCACCAGGGGUGAAUAUGCCCCCUCUCCCCUCUUGGGGUCCCUGUGGUGGAUAAAACAAACUGCAGGAAAUGUCAGCAGCAACUGAAUAAACAAUCUGUGUUUGAAUAGGGUUGGCUGAAUAAAUGACUGGUUUGAUGGCAGCCACUGGAGAAGGGCUCUGUCAACACCGGUAACGCUCUGCUGUGUAAAUACAGAGAUUUGGGGUUGCACUAUCAGCACUGGUCAGCUUGGGKGUUUUUCCUGUAUUAAAAGGGAAUAUUAAAGGGGCAGAGUGGAUGCAGGGCAGUUUGGGCAUGGUUGGUGUAGCGGAGCAGCUCAUGUGGGGUUGCCUUUACCUGGUGCCUCACCUUGGUGCAUGUAAUCUGUGUCACAGGAAAGUCACCUCUGGGCUUUUAUAGCCACUGGAAAAUGUGUGUUUGGGAACUUUGGGGACAUGACCCUCGUUUUUGAAACUUAGCUGGAAGGAAAGAAAUGAUCUUUUGUUUUGUUAAGCCAUUAUUAAGUCUACAGGAUGGCCAUUCAAGUAUCACUGCAUAGUCCACAGGAGAUUCUCUGACAGCUAAUUGAAUCAUUCCCUGGAGCAAAUCCACCACUGAGGGCACAGGGAAGGUAARGCUGGCAGAAACCAACAACAAAUGGAUUGAGCAAAUGGAUCAUUCUGCAGGUGACUGGGAUUUAAAGUGGGAAAGACUUUCAAAACAAGGGUGUUUUGCCAUUUAUUUGAAGGGAGCCAGGAUUCCACCUUGAGCUYUUCAGGCCAAGCAGGACCAUGGGCAUAUCCAGGGUGACCUCUUGAAGAAAAUGUGCACUGCAGGGUGGGACAGCUUAGCUGGGAUGCAAAACCCCUGGAGGAAAGAGUUGUGGGGUGCAAAAGCACUGAAUUGGGCUAAAGUGGUCUGUGAUAAUUACCAUCCAACUCUUUUCCUGGUGUAUUUUUUCUCCUUCCUAUAUGGAGGUGAGGAAAAAAUUUUUCUGUGCUCUCAGUCUAACAUGGCUGGGAAAGGGUAGUGUGAACACAAUCAUUCUUUCUGUGCUUGGUACAAGUGUUUUUUAAAACUUUAGCUCUUAUUUUUAGGACUAACGAUACACAGUUCUUUAUUGGCCCUUAAAAAAGUAAAGAUAGAUGGUUGGGGAAUGUGUAGAUAAGUGCUAAUAAUUCUUGGUAAAACCUGUUCUAUAUUCCUCAAAUGCUACAUCUUAAAGCAUCUCAAGCUUUCUCUUAUUUCAAGUUACAUGUUUUGCUGCACUUGUUUUUUUGCUUUAUAUGAAAUCAUUCUCAAAUAUUGCAGUUUGGAAAUGGUUUUCCUGUUGCUGUUUUUUUUGGGUUUUUUUUUUUUCCUUAAUGCUUCCUGUGUGUCAUAAUGUUCAACUACAGAAAUAAUAUUUAAAUAGAUGAAGAGAAUUAACAAUUUCWGUGUCCUCAGUCCUUUGCUGCUGUUGUGCUGUGCCCUUCCUGGUAGAUUGUACAAAGCAGCUCCGAGAAGUGUUUUUCUCUUUAACUGGCUCUUUUUAUGUUCAGAAACACAAGUCUCAGAGCUGAAACUUGCAGAAGGUUUUGAAGGCAGCCAAGAAGGAACUUAAUGGCUCUCCUGGAUGUUGUUCAGAAAUCACUCCCCUUAAACUGCUGCGUGUAAGGCCCCCACAAGCCAUUUCCAGGGAAGUCGAAGGACUGGCAGUGAAUGGAGGAGGACACUUUUUGCUAGAGAUUCAACUUGUCUAAAGAUACCAAGUGCUCGGGAUAAUCCAGGCAGAACGGGAUCGCCAUGUUUCGAAACAGCCUCAAGAUGCUUCUCACGGGAGGGAAGUCCAACCGCAAAAACAGGUCCAGUGAUGGAGGGAACGAGGAGCCACCAGACCGAAGACAGGCAAGUGUAGACUCCCGUCAGAGCCGAGCUGGGCAAGGCACCUCCACAGAGAACGACUGUGCUUUUGAACCCGACUACGCAAUUCCGCCGCUCGCAGUGACCGAAGGUAUGCAGCACAUUCGGAUUAUGGAGGGCAUGUCCCGCUCCCUUCCAUCCUCCCCCUUACUCACACAUCAGUCUAUCAGUGUUCGGCUCCAACCUGUGAAGAAGUUAACUGCCCCUCUGAGGAAAGCAAAGUUUGUUGAGAGCCCUCGAAUCCCAGAAUCUGAGCUUGGCUCCCCAACCCUGUCUGCCCAGAAGUUGGACGUUGAUGCAUUCUGCCCUGGUGACACUGAGCAGGAGCUGGGACCCCCUCCAUCCGUAGAUGAGGCAGCAAACACACUCAUGACUCGCCUGGGCUUCCUCCUGGGAGAGAAAGUCACAGAGGUUCAACCAGGACCCCAGUACAGCAUGGAGGUGCAGGAUGAGAACCAGAGCUCAGCGGUCACCCAGCGGAUCAGCCCCUGCUCCACACUGACCAGCAGCACGGCCUCACCUCCAGCCAGCAGCCCCUGCUCCACCCUGCCCCCCGUCAGCACCAGCGUCACGGCCAAGGACUGCACCUACGGGGCCGUCACCAGCCCCACAUCCACGCUGGAGAGUCGUGACAGCGGCAUCAUCGCUACUCUGACGAGUUACUCUGAAAAUGUGGAACGGACGAAAUACGGAGGGGAGAGCAGCAAAGAGCUGGGGUCUGGAGGAAACCUGAAACCUUGGCAAUCUCAGAAAUCCAGCAUGGACUCGUGUUUGUACCGCGUGGACGAGAACAUGACAGCCUCCACCUACAGCCUCAACAAAAUCCCCGAGAGGAACCUGGACACCGUCCUGUCCCAGUCGGUGCAGUCCAUUCCUCUUUACCUGAUGCCACGGCCAAAUUCAGUAGCAGGUAGGAAAUUCAUCUUUUUUUUUUGCCUUGAGGUCACAGCACAUGAGUGUCACAGCCUUUCUUGUGUUUCCUUGCCUGAGAAGAAGUCUCCUUUCUGGCCUCGUCAUUCUUUUCGCUUCGCACCCUACAGACCCCCCGACAUCUCCCUGAAGCCUCUGCUCUUCGAGGUGCCCAGCAUCACCACCGAGUCGGUGUUUGUGGGGAGGGACUGGGUGUUCCACGAGAUCGAYGCGCAGCUGCAGAGCUCCAACGCCAGCGUCAACCGCGGCGUGGUGAUCGUGGGCAACAUCGGCUUCGGGAAAACGGCCAUCAUCUCCAGGCUGGUGGCACUCAGCUGCCACGGCACCAGGAUGAGACAGAUCGCCUCCGACAGCCCGCACGCCUCGCCAAAACAUGUUGAUGCCAACCGAGAGCUGCCCCUGAGCCAAGCACCCUCUGCCCACCCAUCCAUCACCAGCGGGAGCUGCCCGGGGACCCCCGAGAUGCGCCGGCGCCAGGAGGAGGCMAUGAGGAGAUUGGCCUCACAGGUGGUCGCUUACCACUACUGCCAGGCUGACAACGCCUACACGUGCCUGGUGCCCGAGUUUGUGCACAAYGUGGCCGCGCUGCUGUGCCGCUCGCCGCAGUUCGUGUCCUACCGGGAGCAGCUGCUGCGUGAGCCGCACCUGCAGAGCCUGCUCAGCCUGCGCUCCUGUGUGCAGGACCCCAUGGCCUCCUUCCGCAGGGGCGUGCUGGAGCCGCUGGAGAACCUGCACAAAGAGAGGAAGAUCCCUGAUGAAGAUUUCAUUAUAUUAAUUGAUGGUUUAAACGAGGCUGAAUUUCACAAGCCAGAUUAUGGAGACACCAUAGUAUCAUUCCUGAGCAAAAUGAUUGGAAAAUUCCCUUCCUGGCUGAAGUUGGUAGUGACAGUCAGGACAAGCCUCCAGGAAAUAAUUAAGCUGUUGCCCUUCCACAGAAUAUUUUUGGAUAGACUGGAAGAGAACGAAGCCAUCGACCAGGACCUGCAGGCAUACAUCCUUCAUCGGAUCCACAGCAGCUCGGAGAUCCAGAACAACAUCUCKCUCAACGGCAAAAUGGACAACACCACGUUCGGCAAACUCAGCUCUCACCUCAAGACCUUGAGCCAAGGCUCCUACCUGUACCUAAAACUCACUUUUGAUCUGAUAGAGAAAGGAUACCUGGUUCUAAAAAGCUCCAGCUACAAAGUGGUGCCAGUGUCCCUGUCUGAAGUGUACCUGUUGCAGUGCAAUAUGAAGUUCCCAACGCAGUCUUCCUUUGAUCGGGUCAUGCCUCUUUUGAACGUGGCAGUGGCUUCUCUGCACCCUUUAACAGAUGAACAUAUUUUUCAGGCCAUUAAUGCAGGUAACAUUGAGGGCACUUUGGAGUGGGAGGACUUUCAGCAGAGGAUGGAGAACCUUUCUAUGUUUCUUAUCAAACGUAGAGACAUGACGCGAAUGUUUGUUCAUCCCUCUUUCCGAGAAUGGCUUAUUUGGAGAGAAGAAGGUGAAAAGACCAAGUUUCUUUGUGAUCCAAGGAGUGGCCACACACUGCUUGCCUUCUGGUUUUCCCGACAAGAAGGAAAAUUAAAUCGGCAGCAAACCAUUGAACUGGGGCAUCACAUUCUCAAAGCACAUAUUUUUAAGGGUCUGAGUAAAAAAGUUGGGGUGUCUUCCUCCAUCCUGCAAGGGCUUUGGAUYUCCUACAGUACUGAAGGUCUUUCAAUGGCUUUGGCAUCCCUGAGGAAUCUCUACACCCCAAAUAUAAAGGUCAGCCGGCUGCUGAUUUUAGGAGGAGCAAACGUGAAUUACCGGACGGAGGUUUUGAAUAAUGCCCCCAUCCUGUGUGUCCAGUCUCACCUGGGCUAUGCUGAGAUGGUGGCUUUGCUCCUGGAAUUUGGGGCCAACGUUGAUGCUGCUUCAGAGAGUGGCCUGACCCCGCUGGGCUAUGCAGCUGCUGCUGGAUUCCUGAGCAUUGUGAUGCUGCUGUGCAAAAAAAGGGCCAAGGUGGAUCAUCUGGACAAGAACGGGCAGUGUGCCCUGGUGCACGCCGCUCUCAGGGGACACUUGGAGGUGGUGAAAUUCCUGAUCCAGUGUGAUUGGAGCAUGGCUGGGCAGCAGCAGGGGGUGUUCAAGAAGAGCCACGCCAUCCAGCAAGCCCUGAUUGCUGCUGCCAGCAUGGGCUACACCGAGAUCGUCUCCUACCUGCUCGAUCUGCCCGAAAAAGAUGAGGAGGAGGUGGAGAGAGCACAGAUCAACAGCUUUGACAGCCUUUGGGGAGAGACAGCUCUGACAGCAGCAGCAGGGCGCGGGAAGCUGGAGGUGUGCAGGCUGCUCCUGGAGCAGGGCGCCGCUGUGGCUCAACCCAACCGCCGCGGGGUCGUGCCGCUCUUCAGCGCCGUCAGGCAGGGCCACUGGCAGAUCGUGGAUCUCCUGCUCACACACGGCGCCGAUGUGAACAUGGCAGACAAGCAGGGCCGGACACCGCUGAUGAUGGCAGCGUCWGAGGGACACUUGGGCACCGUGGAGUUCCUGCUUGCACAAGGUGCCUCCAUUUCUCUGAUGGACAAAGAGGGUUUGACCGCCCUGAGCUGGGCUUGCCUCAAGGGCCACCUGCCCGUGGUGCGCUCGCUGGUGGAGAACGGCGCUGCCACCGACCACGCGGACAAGAACGGCCGCACGCCGCUGGACCUGGCAGCGUUCUACGGCGAUGCCGAGGUGGUUCAGUUCCUGGUGGACCACGGGGCCAUGAUCGAGCACGUGGACUACAGCGGGAUGCGGCCCCUGGACAGAGCCGUGGGCUGCCGYAACACCUCGGUCGUGGUCACCCUGCUGAAGAAAGGAGCCAAGAUAGGUCCAGCAACAUGGGCAAUGGCAACCUCCAAACCAGACAUCAUGAUCAUCCUGUUGAGCAAGCUGAUGGAGGAGGGAGACAUGUUUUAUAAGAAAGGUAAAGUGAAAGAGGCUGCCCAGCGCUACCAAUACGCUCUGAAAAAAUUCCCCAGAGAAGGGUUUGGAGAAGACCUGAAAACCUUCCGUGAGCUGAAAGUGUCCCUGCUUCUCAACCUCUCCCGGUGUCGAAGGAAAAUGAAUGAUUUUGGAAUGGCGGAGGAAUUUGCCACUAAAGCGCUGGAGCUGAAACCGAAAUCUUACGAAGCUUACUAUGCAAGAGCAAGGGCCAAACGCAGCAGCAGGCAGUUUUCAGCAGCCCUGGAGGACCUGAACGAGGCCAUCAAGCUGUGUCCCAACAACCGAGAGAUCCAGCGGCUGCUGCUGCGGGUGGAGGAGGAGUGCAGGCAGGUGCAACAACAACAGCAGCAGCAACAACAACAACAACAACAGCCGCCAGCAGCACCAGUGCCAGCAGAGCCAGAGCCAGAACCCCAACACGAAGAGCUGUACUCUGUGCAAGAUCUCUUUGAGGAGGAAUACCUCGAGCAGGACGUGGAGAACGUUUCCAUCGGGCUGCAGACGGAGUCCAGGCCCAACCAAGGGCUGCCCAUCAUCCAGAGCCCGCCGCCAUCUCCAGCUCACAGGGACUCAGCUUACAUCUCUGGUUCUCCUCUGGGCUCUCAUCAGGUGUUUGAUUUCAGGUCCAACAGCUCCGUGGGCUCCCCGACGAGGCAGGGCUACCAGUCCACRUCUCCCGCUCUGUCUCCCACGCACCAAAACUCCCAUUACAGGCCCAGUCCUCCUCACACGUCCCCAGCCCACCAGGGCUCCACUUACCGCUUCAGCCCYCCUCCCGUGGGCAGCCAAGGGAAGGAAUACCAGAGCCCCCCGCCCUCUCCCCUUCGCAGGGGCCCCCAAUACCGUGCCAGUCCCCCCGCAGAGAGCAUGAGCGUUUACCGGUCACAGUCGGGCUCGCCGGUGCGGUACCAGCAGGAGCCCGGMGCGGUCACUCAGCUGCCCGGCCGGCCCAAGUCGCCGCUGUCCAAAAUGACACAGAGAUCCUUCCAGAUGCCCCAGCUGCCCGUGGCCAUGCCCCAGCAGGGGCUCAGGCUGCAGCCGGCCAAGGCGCAGAUCGUCAGGAGCAACCAGCCCAGCUCCGCCGUCCAUUCCAGCACCGUCAUCCCUUCUGGUGCCUACAGCCAGGUGGCUCACUCGAUGGCCAGCAAGUACCAGUCGUCCUCGGGGGAUGUUGGGGUCAGCCAGAGCAGGCUGGUCUACCAGGGCUCCAUUGGGGGCAUCGUGGGUGACAGCAGGCCGGUGCAGCACGUGCAGGCCAGUCUCAGCGCCGGGGCCAUCUGUCAGCACGGAGGGUUGGCCAAAGAAGACCUUCCACAGAGGCCAUCUUCRGCCUACAGAGGGGGGAUGAGGUACAGCCAGACGCCGCAGAUCGGGAGGAGCCAGUCGGCCUCCUACUACCCGGUGUGCCACUCCAAGCUGGACCUGGAGCGUUCCUCCCUCCCCGCCAACCAGCUGGGCUCUCCGGACGUGUCUCAUCUCAUAAGAAGGCCCAUCACGGUCAAUCCCAGCGAAAUCAAGCCUCACCCGCCGACUCCGAGGCCUCUGCUCCACUCUCAGAGCGUUGGCCUCCGCUUCUCCCCUUCCAGCAAUAGCAUCUCGUCCACCUCCAACCUGACUCCCAAUUUCCGCCCCUCUGCUUCCAUCCAGCAGAUGGAGAUUCCCCUCAAGCCGGCCUACGACAGAUCGUGCGAUGAGCUGUCCCCGGUGUCGCCCACGCAGGGGGGCUAUCCCAGCGAGCCAGCCCGCUCCCGGACCACRCCGUUCAUGGGAAUCAUCGAUAAAACCGCUCGGACUCAGCAGUACCCCCACCUCCAUCAGCAGAACCGGACCUGGGCCGUGUCGUCAGUGGACACCGUCAUCAGUCCCACAUCUCCUGGCAAUCUGCCCCAGCCGGAAUCCUUCAGCCCGCCCUCUUCAAUCAGCAACAUUGCCUUUUAUAACAAAACCAACAAUGCACAGAAUGGCCAUUUGCUAGAGGAAGACUAUUACAGCCCCCAUGGCAUGCUGGCCAAUGGGUCCCGGGGAGACCUCCUGGAGAGAGUCACCCAAGCCUCCUCGUACCCCGACGUCAAGGUGGCAAGGACGCUGCCCGUGGCGCAGGCCUACCAGGAUAACCUGUACAGGCAGCUCUCCAGGGACUCCAGGCAAGGGCAGACGUCCCCAAUCAAACCAAAGAGACCAUUUGUGGAGUCUAAUGUGUAAAAGACGCUUGUUGGAGUGAGACCCUCAUGUUUUCAGCACACACUUCCAAGCUUGAUUUCCAUGCAUAUUAUUAUUAUUAUUAUAAUAAUUAUUAUUAUUAUUAUUAUUAUUUUUAUUUCUCUUCGGUAGCUACAUGACCAAGUUUCUCCGGUACUUUAUGUGGUGGUCAGACAGCCAUGCACGUGCUCCAGCCCUUCCAGUUCCCCAGCUGACCGUGAAGCCAACAUCAGCCGAGCCAGUAUCGUUUUGCCCAAUUCCAGCAAAGUUCCAACCAGGAUAUCUCUUUAGUCCGUGGUGCGGGGUGGUUCCAGAGAUAUCCCUACGCAGCAGGAGGUAACCAGCUCUUUUUCAAGAGACAAUUGCCUUGGAUUGAAAUGGGUUGAUUUUGUCUCGGGCAGCUCUUGCUCACCUCUGAUGGGAAUUCCUAAGGAAUUCCGCCGGAGCCGCUCCCAAGGCUGCACCCACGGGUCCCAGGUCGUUUGGCUCUUUGCCCCCAAAGAGCAGAUGACCCUCGGUGAUGUGAUUUAACACCAGUAGCUAUGCACAGCACCCACAGCACCCAUCCAGAUCCUGCUGGUUUACAGCGUUUUCUUUCCUUGUUUAACUGUCGUCAGCCACAAGGGGUGGGGAUCACUCAGCACUUUGCUGCUUUCCAGGUACCUGCCAGGUGCCCCCACRCUGAUUUCUUUGCUCUGGGGCAUUUUACAAGCGUUGAGGGAUUAAGGUUGGCCCUUCCUUACGUGUUUUAAUCAGCCAAGGGAAUUAUCCAGGAACCUCUUGCACAUGAACUGGGAUUGCACUAACUUCUUCACACUGUUGGCARUCUGCAUCUCACUCACAGCGUUUGCACGGGGCAAGUUAGUGUUGUCUGGGGAGGGGGAUUUAUCACCUGCAAGGAAAAGCAAAAAUCUGACUUAAAAAACGGCAUUCAAGGAGGAAAAUUGCAAUUUUUAAGGGUUUUUUCACAUUUUUUUAUGAUGAGGAUGCAGAGCAUGGCAUGG
Messenger RNA from Malurus melanocephalus (red-backed fairy wren), 9787 nucleotides. It is a transcript of the gene TANC2, whose product is annotated as tetratricopeptide repeat, ankyrin repeat and coiled-coil containing 2. Gene Ontology annotation, biological process: regulation of dendritic spine morphogenesis. NCBI's taxonomy places the organism in Eukaryota, Metazoa, Chordata, Aves, Passeriformes, Maluridae. The transcript is spliced from 31 exons. Gene Ontology annotation, molecular function: protein binding. Bases 2592 to 8786 code for a protein of 2064 amino acids. The record is from RefSeq and is a predicted model, not a curated record. Gene Ontology annotation, cellular component: dendritic spine.